Messenger RNA from Rotaria socialis, 2664 nucleotides. The record is from the annotation of a GenBank genome assembly. Lineage: Eukaryota; Metazoa; Rotifera; Eurotatoria; Philodinida; Philodinidae.
AUGCUAUCCACUGAGCCAUAUUCGCGAAGAAAAUCGUCCACUGAUGAAUUAGAAAAGUCAUUGACACAAUACCAAAGUAAAAUUUUUGAUAACGAACAACAUAGUCGAAAACCAGUUAAGACAUUGAAUGGUAAACAAAAUCAACACGAGAAAUCUCGUGCUAAAAAUCAUAAUAGAAGUAUUUUAAAAAGACACAAUCAAAAUGAAUUAGCUCAUGGUGAUUUUAUUCAACGAGCCAUCCGAGAGGGAUUAGCAAGUGGAAAACAGCGAAAAACAUCAAAUACUUCAAGCACUAAUAAUUCAUAUGACCUAAAUGAAAUAUUCGAAGAUGAAAAUAAUGAUUGGUUUUUUGAAAAACUAUUAGACAAAUUCGAAAGUAUUCGUGGAAAAACAAUUCAUGAAUAUGUGGAAUCUGCAUCCGAUGAUGUUAAUAAUAGCGUUACCUAUGGCCCUGAACGUAUUAUUGAACGACGUUAUUAUAUUAACAAAGCCGCAUCAUUAUCCAAACGUAAUCAGCUAACAUCAACAACUGAUUUAACCAAAUAUCGAGAAAAAACUCGACUAAUAUCAAGAGUAUCAUCACUAACAGCAGCAACGACAUAUUCUCGAGGUUCAACAUCAACACCAGUGUUUCUUGAAAAUCUUCAUCAGCAAUCGGAUUUACUUCGACAUGGAAUAAAUGACUUGCGCAAUGAUAUCGAACAACUUCAAACAUCCCAAGAUCAAUUUUUCCAACAAAUGAAAUCACAAUUUCAAUCGAAUACAAAUACUACGGCAACAUCACAAAGCUUUGUUCAGCCAGCUGUUUUAUCUGGACAACUAUUACCAGAAAACAAGCAAUCACCCAAUCGUACAGUUAUCCCUUCGUCGAAUAGUCAACGAGCUCGUUCAGUUUCAACUGCAUCUGUAGCACCAUCUGCAGCAUCGUCUAGCGAAUAUUCUGAUUUAACACUUAAAAUUGCCAACAAAGCUAAUGUUGCACCGCUAGGUAAACCUGUUGUACCAGCACAGCCUAUUUCUCAAUUUAUUGCAACGAAAAACUCAGCCAUUUCGCCUACACCAUUAGUAAAGGAGCGCCUCAAUUCGAAAGCUUCAUCAACUACGCCAUCACUACGAAUUUCAGAAUUUAUUGCAACAAAAAAUGCAUUCCUCGCACCAUCACCACCACUAAAUUCAGAAGUCACGCCAAAACCUGCAUCAGUCACUCCAUUUGUUCCACCAAAAAAUCAAUCCAAUUCAUUCGUAUCGGAUCAAAAUUCUCGUAGCGAUUCCAAAUCUUCAUCAACUGCACCGACUCCAACAAAUACUAAAGUUAUUGCACGAAAACCUUCCUCAACCGAAUCAGAAUCAGAAUCAUCAGUAGAUAUUCCCGCAGGGCCUGCCAACACAAAACCUACAUCGAUUUCACGAACACCACCAGUAAAUUCAAACAUAACUUCAAAAUCUCCAUCAAUAGCUCCUACACUACCAGCCGUUCCAUCUACUGCAUCAAAAAGUCAAACGAAUUUGCCAACAUUAUAUCAAAAUCCGUGCAAUGAUUCUGAAUCUUCGUCAGUUGCAUCAACUCCAACAAAUACUAAAGUUGCUGCACGAAAACCUUCCUCAACUGAAUCAGAAUCAUCAGUAACUAUUCCUGCAGGACCUGCCAACACAAAACCUACAUCGAUUUCACGAACACCAUCAGUAAAUUCAAACAUAACUUCAAAAUCUCCAUCAGUAAUUUCUACAUUACCAGCCGUUCCAUCUGUUGCAUCAAAAAAUGAAACGAAUUUGCCAACAUCAUAUCAAAAUCCGUGCAGUGUUUCUGGAUCUUUGUCAGCUGCAUCAACUCCAACUAAUAUCAAACUUGUUGCACGAAAAAGUUCCUCAACCGAAUCAGAAUCAGAAUUAUUAGCAGUUAUUCCAACAGGACCUCUCAAUACAAAGCCUCCAUCGGCUCCGCGAACACCACUAGCGAAUAAUUCUUUUGUUUCAAAAUCUCCAUCAAUAACAGCAGCACAACCACUAAAUACUAACGUCACUGCUAGGUCUCCAUCAAUAGAACUAGCACCAUCAAUGACUCAAUUUAUUGCACCGAAAAAUCGAUCAACAGGAUCUACUGGUUCAGCAGUUUUGCCCGUAGUAAUUUCUUCGCCAAUAGCUCCUUCAUCAAUACCAUCGGCGCCUAUACCAAUAUACGAAAAUGAAUUAGCAUAUCGUCAUGCACUUUCACCUCGAUCUCAAAUUGUUGCAUCAUCGACACCAGUUCAUGAGUCAUCUGGUUCAUCAGACGGAUCAACUAGUCCGGAAUUUGUUUCUUCUGUUCCUGCAAAAGCUCCUACAGUUCCUAGAACAACAUUGCAAGAUAAUGAGCUUAAAGCUUUAGCUCAUUAUAGUUCGCAACUUGAAUUAUCCGGCUUUACACCAUCGGUAAAUCCUGUUAUAGCUAAUCCAAACUUUAGUACUACUUUUUGGGAUUCCGUCGAUCAUUUUAUUGCAAACAAUAAAGCAACAAAUUCCGUUACGAGACUACCACCAGUAUCGCGACCCAUUGAUCGAAGUGGAUACAGAUGGAAUAAUAGCGUAAACAAAGUAUUAGAUAAAUAUAAUCUUGAAAUAAAACCCCAAGAAAUUAUUGAAUCGAGUGCACCUCUUCUGAUGCCACCUUUAGACAGUUUGCCGUAA